AUGACACACUCUUUCAAUACAAACACCAACGCCAAUAUCCCAUUCCCAUGGGCCGCCCAACCAUUUGACGACCCUUCCGGCCCGCCAUGGAUGCCGAACGGUGGCCCGUCUGCUCAGUCCGUCGGACGCGCCCGCCUCCUCAGCACUGACGCCCCGAGGAACGAUGCCUCCCUCAUCAAGGACUUCAAUGACGAACUUCCAGACCCUGGCGUCCACGACAACUCUCUCACUCAAUCGUCCUGGACGUUGGUCGAUGCGGCGCUGGCCGGUCCCACCGAUCUACCCUUCGACCUUGCCAUUGAUAACGACAUCCAUCUUGAUGCUGCCAAACCACUCUCGUACGAUAUCGCUGCUACGAGCAGUCGAGCAAGCUCCACAGGAAUCGACGACGAGUCUAUCGUCAUCAGCCUCCCCGAGGAUUUGUAUGAUGUCGGCUUUAGUGCCAGCUACGGCGACACCGUCCUGUCCGACAUCAACAGCCCAGGCACAAGCUUCUCCGAUGCUAACCCGUCGACGAAUCCCUCCCUGGAGAACAGUCUCGUUUCUUCACGAUGCCCAUAUCUCAGCAGCCAGGCAGAGAGUUUCAGGGCCGGUGCUUCCUCAUGGAACGCAAUGAGGGCCUCCCAGUCAUCCAUCACCAACGCCAAUAGCAAUCUUCAAGGCAUUGGUUCUGCAAGUACGCCGACAAGUCUCCCGAGACAGAAUACUAGCGCCUUGUCGACGGGACUGGCCGACCAGAGUCUAUACCAUGCUAGUGGUACCAGUCCCUCCUCGGAAUACUUUAACCAGUGGAGUUUGUGCGCCAGCAACGAUGCGAUGGGGUCCUUCGACGAGGUCAUGCCCGACGACUCGCCCCUCUCAGAAGCCUUCUUUUCAGACGUCGCAAGCCAGCCGGGCCCCUCUUUCGUCAUCGUUCCUCCAGAGAAGCCUGAUGUGACGAUGGGCGACAUCGACGACUUCGCAACGUCUGAAUUCCUCAUGGCCUCCGAAACACAUCCCAUUGACUACUACCUCUCGGCGACUUACGCCGCCGCCCAACUGGCGGAACCCCGAAGCGUACCGAUGCCGCAAGCUUCUGCAGCCAAUGCCGUGGGCCGCCUCUCGGUCCCAUCGCGCCGAGCUCGUCGAAAGUCAGACCCUGGCCGUAUGAAUCCUCACGUGAGACCACAUGCAUCGGCUUCUCGGCUUCAACCAACCACGAGCAGUGCAAAUCUAUCGCCCCGAGUAAGUCCUACUCAGAACCCCAGGGCCUGCUUUCCCUCCGCCGCAGAGAGCCCUCGGUUUCAGCGGAUGCGUUCGACGGACCCAGCGAGGGUCUCGGGUGUUGCUUUACCUAUGAGCAUCGCCUCUCGGCCCAGAAGGUUGACCGAUCCCGGCCAACCCACCGAUGGCCAGGCCGUAAUGCCUCGGCUGAGCCGACCGGGCCCCGCGCGUGGACGUCGACAGGGGCCGAUGGACCCGGUCUCCCGUGGCCAGGCCAAGGAAACGCGAAACAGGAAGAUGGUAUGCAUUCGAUGCAAACAUUCCAAACAGAAGCGAGACGACAACGACUCUCUCGACGGAUCUUGUAACGGUUGCAAAAAGCAUGGCGGUUCUCAGAGGUGGCCGGGGCCAUGCAUCAAAGCUCAUUUUGAGGAUCUUAUCCUCGCCGGCUCGUGCAACUACGUCUCUUCGCAUGCCAUCCACCACCCGACACUCGGUCACAUCACACGCAUUCGUCGGGAGCUUCCCAGACAGAUCGACCUCAACGUACUUCUGGCCAGGUUGGACCAGGCGCGUCAGAAGUUCAACGUCAAGGUUUACCAAGACGGGCGGCCCCUUUACGUCCUUGACCUCGAUUGUUGCCAUAAAUAUAUCCAAGGCCUCCGACAACAGAUGGAUGCCGGCGAGUAUGAUUUUGCGACUUUCAUUGACAGAGACAUUCUUCGAACAGACCCGAGGAACGACGACUGGGAACGGUGCAUGACGCAGACGGCGACACCGUGGGGUGAUUGGCUUUCUUUGCUUUCCAGUGUCAACAACAUGCCCAGCCGUGCCAGCUUCUCCUACGUAUCCAAACCUUACUACCCUACACCGGUGGGGGCGGUGGGCGAGCAGCCCAUGAACGUUGAGGAUUCAGACGAAGCGGACAACCUUAUACUCGCAGCCCAGCUGGCGCGGAUCAUGUGCCGCAAGCUCGAGGUCAAGGCUUACCAGCACCUACAGCGCCUUCUGCAUGAGUCGGGGACAAUGGAGGACGGCAGGGUGUUAGCAUUCCUGCAGAGCCUGGGCCGUAUCCUCUUGACACUACGGUGGCGGCUAUCGUGGUGGGCCGCGGCGCCCGAAGUCGUCGGCACGAGCGACGACGAGGGCGACGGCAAUGACACGGCCAACCGGCAGCGCGUCGAGCAGCGGGUCCAGUCCUUGUGUCGAGUGCUGUACUUCUACUACUGCUACGUCCGUAGACGGCUCCCAGUAUGGACCAACAUCGGGACGCUGAGCGGCAUCCGCUCAAGGUACCCGGACACGCAGAGGGAGGUCUGGGACGACUUCCCCGGCGACGAGAGCCUGGAAGGGUUCGCGGCAUGGAUGGAACGGGGCAGAGGGCUUAUCGUCGAGGCCGGGGUCGGGAGCCAAGCCCAACCCAGGUCAAUAGGACUCGUGGCAUAA
Messenger RNA from Colletotrichum graminicola M1.001, 2649 nucleotides. RefSeq lists its product as uncharacterized. The record is from RefSeq and is a predicted model, not a curated record. The transcript is spliced from 4 exons. Bases 1 to 2649 code for a protein of 882 amino acids. Lineage: Eukaryota; Fungi; Ascomycota; Sordariomycetes; Glomerellales; Glomerellaceae.